ACUACCGUUGUCCCUGGUGGAACAACACUCGGGAAUGAAGCAAGUGAAAGAUUGUGCCGUAAUGAUUGUCUAAGAAAAAAAGUUAGUAAUCUCUGAGCCUCUAUAAAUGUAAGGAAGGAACGUUAAUAGAUGUCACCAAAACUCCUAGACUGAUUUCUUGGGUUUAUGUUUCUAGAUGGACGGUGCAGCAGGACGUCGCGACAACGUCGACGAUGCGAGGAACGACAUUCAAGAAUUGGCACGAGUCAUCCGGCAGUCGCAGCGAGAGCCCUACCCCAAGAUUGAUGUUCCAUUGUUCGAUGAGAAUCAUGCCUCUUCUUGGGCAGACAAGCUUGAGCAACUCGGGUAUAGCAACGAAUGGACGGAUGAGAAGAUGCUUCGCAUGGUUAAGAGGUACUGUCAGGUGGAGUACCGAGAUGAGAUCGAUGAGCUGGUGCGAAUCUCCCGUAAUUGGCCAGAUUUUAAGGCGCGGUUGCUGGAGAAGUACCAGCUCAGCGAUCGGUUACUCGACCUGCGAGAUUUGAGGGCGGUGGAUCAUCGAUGCCUCAUCUUCCUUGAUAACUUCAACGACGUCGAACAGUCGAAGUUGGUUGAAGGGAUGCAAGGGAGGUGUGACUGGACUAAGGUCCGAGAAAAUGUGCUGGUGGGGAAAUUCGACGAUAUCCUCUACCGGCUGUUGAGGCAAGAAAAGGAGGAACGGGAGAAGGUGAAGAUGGGAGAGGUAAAGGACGGUGAGAUCUAUAAAACUUUGACCUGCAUGAGAGAAAUUAUGGAAGGCAUGAAAGAGGAAAGGCUGAAGUUUCAAGUCAUGCUGGCCAAAGAGAAAAAUAGUAAGAGGAAGGGGAAAGAGCCGGUGGUAGAGGAAAGUGAUAGUGAGAGCGAGGAGGAAAAGGAGCCGCCUCAAAAUGGUCAUAUUAUGCGGGUUUGCCAACUCCUGUCAAGAGAUGAGAAGGAAGGAAUUGUGUUCCCCACGAUACGCGGUGAAGUCUUUGAUUACGAAGGGAAUUCAAUCGACCCCAACAUUGAAGGGGGUAUGAGGAAGGAGGCGUUUCGCCGAAUGGGUCGUCCCCUGCCGGCGACGUUCCGGAUUGCUUCUCCUGAAGAAGCGCAGUUGGCCGAGGUCGAGGAGGUCAUGGCUUCGUUACAUAUUGAUGACUCGUCGACGGAACCAGAAGGGUUUAGGGAGCAAGUGGUGGAACGAGCACAAACCAUCACGAGGCGGCUUGCCCGAUGCUGGGACUCUAUCGUCCGACUUUGCGUGGACAUGGAGAAAGUCUGGCCUGGAUUGCCGAAUGUCUGUCUCUUCGGCGAAUGGGGUGAUAAAAGGGAAGAUGCGUCUGGCCAAGCAGGGACGUCUGCUCCGAGAGAAACAUCACAAACUGGGCCAAUGCGCGACUUGGUCACGCUGAAGGAAAUUUUGGCGGUAUCACCGAAGAUUCGAGAAAAGUUUAAACAGCGGAUGACUCGUAAGAGAGUCAUGACUGUUAAGCUCGGCGAAGUCAUUCCGCUGGAGGCUAACUGGUCCCCGCCUGGGACAAAGAUGGAUUGGCGAAUUGUGUCGACCGGCCAUAUGAAGGUCCAGAUUGGACAGGAGGAGUACUCGUCACUUGUGGAUGAUGGAGCCGAGAUAAACAUCAUUCGUGAGCGUCAUGCCAUGAAAGCUGGGUUGAAGAUCAAUCGAGAUGACUAUGGGUUUUUGGUGGGAGCUAGUGGAUCAACUCCAUUUUGCGGAACAGCCAGUGGCGUUCUCGUCACGAUCGGAAAGGUUAAGGUCCGUUCGUAUUUCUACGUGUUACCUAGAGUGGAACACGAGGUGCUUCUGGGAAGGGCAUUCCUAUGUCGAUCGGAGAGCAUCAUCAUUAACAAGCAUGAUGRMAYCAUGUUUGUAAUCCUUUGUGAUCCUGUCUGCGGUYAUUACGAAGUGGUCMAGUGUGCGAACACWGGACCCUAUUGCUCGCGGAACCGUCUGAACCCGGAAUCCUAUAGCUUCCCGGAGUUAGAAAAGUUGAGACGGGAGAAGGAAUCGUUAGGGGAGGAGCCGAAUGCUCGUGAGUUCUCGCUGACCCUGCCUGAUAUUGGGAAGGCAAUCGAUUUUGUGUCGACACAUGCGGCGAUUGAUCCAAAUGUGGUGCAAGCCUUGAUGGAAGUCAUCACGGACACUGGAAGCGUAGGAACUAUGCGCCUCGUUUACUCCCCAUCGGAGGGGAAUAAGGGAGAAGAUCAGGAAUUGCCCUCCACCCGACGGGGUCCUUUUUUAGAGGACGCAGGCUUGACACCGGCGCCAAACGUAAAGGCGGAUCAGGUGGAAGAAUCAGUUCCGGCCGAUGCCUUUCUGAAGGAAGAGGAGGCGCGAUUGAGUAUUAACACUCUUGCCUACCUGACUGAUGCAGCCACUCGGCAUGGGAAAUCGAUAUGGAAUGCUCCUGCCUUUCACGAGGUACGUCCAGAACUCGUGGUGGAGGAACCUUUCAUCGAAGAGGAUCCAUGGGGCGAGCAGACCGCAGAGGAAAUGAUGAGGCUGGCUUUGACUGGUGACAUCGACCUUAUGCUUGAUCCGCUAACGAUUGAACAGGGCCAUACGCGGGCUGAUGACGCUUUCCAGAUCGUUGGAAGGAUGUCAUAUAUCAUGAAUUUGUUGGUUCACGAGGAUCGCCUGAGGUUAAUGAAUGCGGAGGAAGGAGGCGGUGAGGUCAAAGAAGCGUUUAAGGAAAAAGAAUACGAAGGGGAAUGUAAGAAAAUAGGCAUGUGGUUGAAUGGGGAAUUGGACGAAAGUGAGGUUGAUCCAGUUGUGCGAGAGAAAAGCAAAGGAUUCGUUGUUCGUGACGGUCAUCUCUUUAAGAAGGUUCUUGAUGGUGUCCCAAAGAGGGUGGUAUGCGGGAUCUCUCGGCAGUUGGAUGUGAUUGUUGCCCUGCAUGAUGGGAUAGCCGGCGGACACAGAUCUGCGCGGGUAACUUUGAACAAGAUCCAACGUCUUUAUGUUUGGGAAGGGAUGAGCAAGAUGGUGAUUGACUUUUGUAAAUCUUGUUUCCCUUGCCAGCAGAGGUCUAACAUCCGCUAUCUCGAGCCCCUGAAUCCACGUUAUGUGGCAGAACCAGGUGUGGUGGGGCAUUUGGAUAUUUUGGUAAUGCCACCUAGGAUAAAUGGAUACAGAUACAUCUUUGAUGCACGGGACAAUUUGACUGGGUUCGUGGAUGGUCGUGCCAUUCGCGAACGUACUGGAUCAGUCUUGGCAGAGUGCAUUGAGGAAUAUUACCUCCGUUAUCCAUUUGUUCAAGAGAUUGUUAUGGAUCGAGGAUGCGAGUUUCGAGCAAAGGAGGUGCAAACGCUUUUAAAGAGACUUGGGGUUGGAUAAAGCCAACGGUGGAUUCCAGGUUCCAGGGAAAGACCCGCCGGAGGUUAAUUCUGGCCCCAUUCCAACUCGUGACUKAAUGAAAGUGCCUUCGAAGG
Chara braunii is the source of this 3447-nucleotide messenger RNA. The record is from the annotation of a GenBank genome assembly. NCBI's taxonomy places the organism in Eukaryota, Viridiplantae, Streptophyta, Charophyceae, Charales, Characeae.